AUGGCUGAAGAGGCGAAGAUAGACCUGUACACGGCCGGCACGCCCAACGGCCAGAAGAUCAGCUGUACACUCGAAGAGUUGGGUGUCAAAUACAACGUCCACAAGAUCGACAUCGCCAAGAAUGUGCAAAAGGAAGAAUGGUUCCUGAAGAUCAACCCCAACGGCCGUAUCCCAGCCAUCGUAGACAAGACCUCAGGCAAAUCCCUCCGAGUCUUCGAAGGAGCCUCAAUCCAGCUCUACCUCUGCGAGAAGUACGACAAGGACCACAGCAUCUCAUUCCCCUACAACAGCGACGAGUACUGGGAGAUGCUGUCCUGGCUCACCUGGAUGCAAUUAGGUAUCGGUCCCAUGCAAGGCCAGGCAAACCACUUCUACCGCUACGCCCCGACCAAGAUAGACUAUGCCAUCAACAGGUACCAGUCCGAAUCCAAACGUCUAUACCAGGUCCUCAACGAUCGUCUCAAGUACCAAAACGACGCCGGACAGGGGCUGUGGUUGGCCGGUGGCAAGUACACGAUCGCUGAUCUUUGCUGCUUUUCGUGGGUGAACUGGGCCGAGUGGGCUGGCGUGCCUAUUGACCCCUUUCCCGAGGUGAAGAAAUGGUUGGGAGUGAUCCAGAAGCGGCCAGCUGUGGAAAGGGGCGUCAAUGUGCCGGAUAAGUUCGAGAUGAAGGAGGCGAUGAAGACGAAGGAGGGAGAGGAGGAGUAUGCGAAGCACCAUUCGAACUGGGUGAUGCAGGGGAUUAAAGAGGACCAGGAGAAGCACCAGUAA
Messenger RNA from Anthostomella pinea, 771 nucleotides. Lineage: Eukaryota; Fungi; Ascomycota; Sordariomycetes; Xylariales; Xylariaceae. The record is from the annotation of a GenBank genome assembly.